Messenger RNA from Aspergillus ruber CBS 135680, 1470 nucleotides. Its product is annotated as DUF292 domain protein. Bases 55 to 1236 code for a protein of 393 amino acids. Gene Ontology annotation, biological process: protein transport. The transcript has 2 exons. The record is from RefSeq and is a predicted model, not a curated record. NCBI's taxonomy places the organism in Eukaryota, Fungi, Ascomycota, Eurotiomycetes, Eurotiales, Aspergillaceae.
CAACACCCGGACUUUGCAUACUACUAUUGUAUUCUACGCUGCAGGCAGCUCAAAAUGCCCCCAUCUGUGCAAACUACAAGACUAAUAUCCUCCCUCCGCCUCCUAAUUCCCCGUCUCCGCCUCCUUCAAAAGAAAGACACUGCCUCCUCGAAAGUCCAGCGCCGCGAACUCGCCCAACUCCUCGAAGAAGGCCGCGACACCUCGGCGCGCAUCCGCGUCGAAAAUGUCAUUUCCACAGAUACCGCCGUCGAGGUGAUGGAGACGGUGGAGCUUUAUUGUGAGUUGUUGCUUGCGAGGGCGAAUGUGUUGGACCAGGUUGCGUUUGGGGAGAAGGGGGUUAGGGCGAGGAGUCGGGCGAGGGAGGAGAAGGUUAGGAAUGAGGUUGGGAAGAGGCAGGGUGGUGGGGCUGGGGCUGCGCCAAAAGAUAGCAAGGGCAAUGAGAGUGGUUCGAGCUCGAGGGGUCUGUUUGGGUUCCCGUUCUUUGGUGGUGGACAGCAGAAACAAAAAUCCGAGAAUGCGCACCCCAGCUCAGGAUCUGCCAAAGAUGACGCAGACCUCAGCCCGGAGGAACUGUGCUAUAUCGACCCCGCCAUCGACGAAGCUGCUGCAGUUGUCUUCUAUGCCUGGCCUCGCUUCCCGCACGACGUCCGCGAACUAAACAUCGUCCGGACCAUGCUCGCAGACCGCUACGGAAAGGAUUUCAUGGCGCUAGCGCAGGAGAAUAAAGUCGAGCACGUGAAAGUACCGGAACGAGUGGCGAAGAGUCUACGAGUGCGGCCGCCGACGCAGGACUUAGUCGAAUUAUAUCUAAAAGAGAUUGCGAAGGCAUAUGGUAUUACAUGGGGAGAAGGGCAACAGGAGGAUCUGGGUAAUGCACCUGAAUUCGUGGACGAUCGACCGUCAACACCACACGACCAACAAUCAGAUGGAGGAAACGGAGACAGCCCCGAAGACAAAACAAGACGCGCCUCUGAUACCAACGAACUGAACAAAGCUACCCCGCCGCGACGGCCCGUUCAGUCCGGUAAAAGUCCCGUCAGCGUUGCGCCUCCGGGUCCCAGGACUGAUAAUCCCAAUCCUCGUGUUAAGGUGCCGAGGCCUUCGUCUUCGGAAGAUUUGAACAAUACGGCGAGCAAGAGUACAUCAGACACUAGCAAAGCGAACGAAGAUCCCAAUCGUAUACCGGAAGUGGAUGAGUUGAGUCGUCGGUUUGCGGAGUUGAGGCGGAAACCUUAGAUACAAGCACGAUUGUGACUUAUUGUUGUUGACCGUUUCACGAACAUAAGAUGAAUAUAUAGCAUAAGCAUCUACUUUAAUACCCUGUGAUCAAACAUUGAGAUAAAUGGUAUUGUAUUAAAUGUAUCUCAACCAAACGGAUCAAGACACCCUGCCUCUAUAUUUCUCCUGUCUGUCUGUCAUAUCAUGCAUAAUAAAAAAAAAUAAAAUAAAAUAAAGCAAACAAAGGAAAAG